Molecule: messenger RNA, 1164 nt
Organism: Knipowitschia caucasica
Lineage: Eukaryota; Metazoa; Chordata; Actinopteri; Gobiiformes; Gobiidae
Source: the annotation of a GenBank genome assembly
AUGACGCCCUCUACCUUCCCCGCUCUCCCUCACCCCUCUACCUUCCCCACUCUCCCUCACCCCUCUGCCUUCCCCGCUCUCCCUCACCCCUCUGCCUUCCCCACUCUCCCUCACCCCUCUGUCUUCCUCGCUCUCCUUCACCCCUCUACCUUCCCCACUCUCCCUCACCCCUCUGCCUUCCUCGCUCUCCUUCAGCCCUCUACCUUCCCCACUCUCCCUCACCCCUCUGUCUUCCUCGCUCUCCUUCACCCCUCUACCUUCCCCACUCUCUCUCGCCCCUCUGCCUUCCCCACUCUCUCUCGCCCCUCUGCCUUCUCCACUCUCCCUCACCCCUCUACCUUCCCCACUCUCCCUCACCCCUCUACCUUCCCCACUCUCCCUCACCCCUCUACCUUCCCCACUCUCCCUCACCCCUCUACCUUCCCCACUCUCCCUCGCCCCUCUACCUUCCCCACUCUCUCUUGCCCCUCUACCUUCCCCACUCUCCCUCACCCCUCUACCUUCCCCACUCUCCCUCACCCCUCUACCUUCCCCACUCUCCCUCGCCCCUCUACCUUCCCCACUCUCUCUCGCCCCUCUGCCUUCCCCACUCUCCCUCACCCCUCUACCUUCCCCACUCUCCCUCACCCCUCUACCUUCCCCACUCUCCCUCACCCCUCUACCUUCCCCACUCUCCCUCACCCCUCUACCUUCCCCACUCUCUCUUGCCCCUCUACCUUCCCCACUCUCUCUCGCCCCUCUGCCUUCCCCACUCUCUCUCGCCCCUCUACCUUCCCCACUCUCUCUCGCCCCUCUGCCUUCCCCACUCUCUCUCGCCCCUCUACCUUCCCCACUCUCUCUCGCCCCUCUGCCUUCCCCACUCUCUCUCGCCCCUCUGCCUUCCCCACUCUCUCUCGCCCCUCUACCUUCCCCACUCUCUCUCGCCCCUCUGCCUUCCCCACUCUCUCUCCCCCCUCUACCUUCCCCACUCUCUCUCGCCCCUCUACCUUCCCCACUCUCUCUCGCCCCUCUACCUUCCCCACUCUCUCUCGCCCCUCUGCCUUCCCCACUCUCUCUCGCCCCUCUACCUUCCCCACUCUCUCUCGCCCCUCUGCCUUCCCCACUCUCUCUCGCCCCUCUGCCUUCCCCACUCUCCACUCGCCCCUCUGCAUCUGCAUCUUGUGA